Molecule: messenger RNA, 2404 nt
Organism: Aedes aegypti (yellow fever mosquito)
Lineage: Eukaryota; Metazoa; Arthropoda; Insecta; Diptera; Culicidae
Product: extensin-1
Exons: 3
Coding region: 443-2092 (549 amino acids)
Source: RefSeq, a predicted model, not a curated record
UUUUAGUUCGGUAUCGGCGGUUGGUGUGAUUAAACGAACGUACGCGUAGUUACGAGAGUUACAAGUGUAACACACGUGUGACAAAUCAGGAUUAGCAACGGGCAGCGUAGAAGAAAGAGACCUGUCCAGUUUUCGGUGAAAGUGAACGUCCAUUAUCGACGGCCUUGGAAAGGACUGAUUAAUUACCGAGGCGAAGACAAAGCGGAUGUGGACAGUGAACUGAAACGCCAGACUGUCAAUAUUGGUGAUCGACAUUGUCUAGUGGGUUGAACAACGUAAUCGAAGUGGAAACUUGUGUGGAUUGGAAGGAAGAAAUUGCGAGAGGCAAGUGACGAAAUUGGAUAAGUUUUACGUAUUCGGAUAUUGAAAGCGAGUGGUGGCGACUCGAGGACUAAUUCGGUUGAGUUUUUUGUGACUGCCAAAAAGGAUAGAGACUGUCAAAAUGGUGAAAAAGUACCUCAUCGGCUUCGUGAUAUGGUCCUGUCUGCUGCAGUUGACCUCAGCAGAACCGGAAACCGCUCCCAGUCGGCCUACCAACCUGGAAGACAUCGAACGAGACAACCUGAAAAACGAACGCCACUCGGCCUUCAAAAAGGAAGCAUACCACCCGUCGCAAUCAGCCCAAGCGGCAUCGUCCCAUGGCGCCAACCACUAUUCCGUGCAGAUUGAACACCACCCUGGAGGAGCCACCAGUCAUGCUGGCAUCAACUACCUGUUGCCACCUUCCGCACCUGCCCCUGUUCCUGUUCAAGCUCCGACACAUCCUGGCCUCAAUUACGUGACACCGAUCCCUUCAGGACCCUCCAUCACCUACUCCAAAGGUAUCCCGAACCACUCGCUCCGCUCACACUUCUCCCUAACACGUCCUUCUAUUUUAGAAUACACCCCACAAUACCAGACACAGUAUCAAACCCAGCCACAGUACCAAACCCAGCAGAAAGUGCCCCAAGUCCACGAAGAACACUCAACUUACACAGUUCCCUCACGACAAUCCCUCAUCCAACCGAUCAUCGGCGGAAGUGCCCCUGCGCAAACGUUCCUCACCCCACAGCCACAGUACGUUUAUGUGCAAGCUCAAGCCCAGGUGCAACAACCACCACCUCAGCAACACCAACAACAGCAGCAGCAACAAUCGCAGUACGCAAAUCAACCCAAUCUACCGCAGUCACUGCUGCACAUUCUCCCACACCAUCAAGGAGCCUAUAUCAUGAUCCCUCCGACUACGUCCUUCUACCAACAGCAGCCUCACUCGGCUCAGCAGUAUGCAGCUUAUGUGAACGAUCCGGACAACCAGGUGCAGACCUACUCACACGGCGAAUCCGGACAACACAGCCCGCAACCCGUCACUAGUAGUCCUCCGGCGCCGACACCAGCUCCACUUCAAAAAGCCCCUGGAGUUAUUUACGCUUCACCAUCGUCAACUCCGGCCCCCCAUCGACAUCAAUCACCAUCGUCUGAAUUCUCCAUCGUGAAGAGCGUUGAAACGCCAGUCUACUAUUCUCCGGACAAUCACCUGAACUCCCCUCCCACCAUUCACUUCACACACUCACCCGCUAAACAAGCCAUCCAAAUCCACCAUGAAACGCAAACCCACUAUCCAUCCCUGACGCAUCCCAACAAUGGAAUCCUGAAUUACUUCGGACUUCAACACAAACAACCAACCAGCCUCCUGGACUCUUACGUCCCAAGUUCUCUACAGCUUUCGCCCGUCAAACAGUUCCCAUAUCCAUCCAAACCCGCCCCAAUUUAUCGUCCUUCGCUACAACACUUCCACCAUCAUCACGCUCCCACCCACCAACAGCUGUUCUACCAACCAACUUACCCAGUCUCCCAUUCUGCCUACCCCCUCUAUCCAUCUCACACUCCUUCCCUCCAACCUCAACAGAUUCCCUCCGCCUCAGCUCCAGCCUACAACACCAUUGCCUAUUCCGUUCCUCUGUCGCAAACCAAAACCGUCACCCAGUACAAGCGGUCCCCAGCCCUAGAAACCGUCGCCGGAGUUCGAUAUUCCCAUCCUCGGGCAGUUUCUGCUGCCGCUUCGUCGAAGUCAGGUGCCAUCACGACCAAACUGCAACCGGCAGCCAAGUUUUAAUUAAGAUCUUACCUGAUUAGUAGUGAUUUGCGAAACGACGAAGAAACCUCGGAAUGUGAAACCGUGCAGUUACUCAUAAUUUAUAUGAUGGAAUUAGAUUUACUCUUACCAAAUAGUGCUUAAGACACACCGACGACGACGAUGACGGAUGGCUUCCUUUCGCCAGAUACGAUGGGAUCUUGAGAUUUAGGUGCAGCUCAGCAGCGUUAUAGAAUUUAGGGAAUGUAUCCUAUGCAAAGUGUUUGCAAUUGUGAUUCAUCAAUGUACUCAAUUUUGUACAGUUGUUUAUUUAAUUGAAUAAAAAGCUAAUUG